ACGCGAUCGCCCGGUUGACAGUUUCUCAGGGCCCUCUGUUUCUGUUUCUUCAGUCUUUCGAAAUUUUCCGGCCAACUGUUGCGAAGUAAUCAAGUGGAAAUUGGAACUGUGGAAAAUUGUCUUUCCCAGCCUUUGAAAGCAAAAUUAAGAGACCAGUUUAUUGGACUUCAGACUUAAUGUGUUCCUAAUUACCCGCGUUUGUUUAUUUUAUUUUAUUUCCUUUUUUUUUUGUUGGCUGAUGAAAUACUUUCUCUUUUUCGUUGAAUUAUUUCUGGAUUCCCUCAUAAUUUCUGGCCUGAACCACAAGAGAGUGCUAGUGCGUGGGUGUUUUAUUUUUAAAAGCAGGAAAAUAAAUACAACAAAAAAAUACAAAUUUAUUGUGAAAACAAAACUAACCUUGGGUCCCUAUUUGUCGGUUGCCCAAAAAAACCAAACAAUGUGGUCAGACGGCAUUCCACAAAAUUAAAUUGUUCGAAACUGCAGCACUGCAGUUGCAUAUUUUUCGUGCUUGUUUUGGUUAUUUGGCUGAAAAAUUAUGACCUGCCUCUCGGACAUCGAUUUGGCCACCUUGCAUCAGAGCCGCUUGGAGCAGCGCUGGCACUACGGCCUGCCCAACGAGGCCAUGUACCACACUGUCUAUCACCAUCACCACCACCACGACGGAUUCAGUCCAAUGACGCGUCUCUGUCUGGAGCGCAAUCUCCUGAAGAAGGUGCAGAGCGACCUAAAUGGAAAUCGGGUGGAUGGGGCGCACCACCGGCACACCGAGAGCGGGGAGUUGGCGGCAGGUAUGCAACGCCGACGCUCCGGCACCUGGCCGCGCACUCGAAGUCUGAAUGCCCCAUCGCCUGUCCAGCAGUUCGGACCAUGUGGACGCAUCAUGAAGAACUCCGCCAUGGUGAUGCAGAUCCAGGACCCUGCCAGCCAGAGACUCACCUGGUACAAGCCACCUCUCACCGUACUGGUGAUCAAAAAAGUCAGCGAUGCCUCGGUGUUGGCUCCAUUUGUCCAGCUGGUGGACUGGCUGCUCCAGGAGAAGAACAUGGUGGUGUGGGUCGAGUCGGCUGUAUUGGAGGACUCGCUGCUCAACGAGGAUGUGCGAUUCAAUGCUUUACGGGAUAAGCUAGUGACCUUCAAAGAUGGCCGCGAUGACCUGACCGAUCGGAUCGACUUCAUUGUCUGCCUUGGAGGCGAUGGCACUUUAUUAUAUGCCUCCCUGCUAUUCCAGCAAUCGGUGCCCCCGGUGAUGUCCUUUCAUUUGGGAUCACUGGGCUUCCUGACGCCCUUCCGCUUCGACAACUUCCAGGACCAGUUGACCAGCGUCCUCGAGGGUCAUGCCGCCCUGACUCUGAGGAGUCGGCUGCGUUGUGUGAUGCACCGGCGGAGCGACAGGAAGCACGAGUCCAAGACGCAGCAGGUGGAUCCUUUGGCAGAUGCCCGGCCGACGGCCAACAGCAUCCUGGUGCUAAACGAGGUGGUCAUCGAUCGAGGACCCUCGCCAUACCUCAGCAAUAUUGAUCUGUUCCUGGAUGGAAAGUACAUCACUUCAGUGCAGGGGGAUGGCCUGAUUGUGUCCACGCCCACCGGAAGCACAGCGUAUGCGGCUGCAGCGGGUGCUUCGAUGAUCCAUCCUUCAGUUCCUGCCAUCAUGGUGACUCCCAUUUGCCCGCAUUCCCUGAGCUUCCGACCCAUCGUGGUGCCUGCUGGAGUGGAACUUAAGAUCUCCGUUUCUCCAGAGAGCCGCAAUACUUCGUGGGUCAGCUUCGACGGCCGCAAUCGCCAGGAGCUCUUCCAUGGCGACAGUCUCCGUGUGACCACCUCCAUCUAUCCGGUGCCGUGUAUCUGCGCCCAGGACCAGAUCUCGGACUGGUUCGCCUCCCUUGCCGACGGCCUGCACUGGAAUGUGCGCAAGCGGCAGAAGUGCCUGGACGAGCUGUCGGAUCUGACGGCGUCCGGAUCGGAGGACACGCUGGACGAGAUCGAGAACAUGAAAUUGUACGAUGUUUAGUGUGUAAGUCUCUGUUGGUAAUUGUAAUAGGCUUACGGCUUGUAGCAGUAGAAAAGCUCAUUCUUAAAUAGUCUUUAAAAUCGUGAAAAUCGUGAAACUCGAAUAUUUGCCAAUUUUGAUUCCUUUGAGCACCUUUGGCGAAAUCCAAUCCAAGUAUCAGCACUUGUAACAUUGAAAAAAGACACUACUUAUAAGCUAUUGUAGAGGUAGAUGUACAAAAUAUUGCUUUGUUCUUCCGAAGAUAAACGCAUAAAGCAAACUGAUUGAAUUGUUUUUUAAAAAAUA
Molecule: messenger RNA, 2293 nt
Organism: Drosophila ananassae
Lineage: Eukaryota; Metazoa; Arthropoda; Insecta; Diptera; Drosophilidae
Gene: Nadk1b
Product: NAD kinase
Exons: 4
Coding region: 536-2008 (490 amino acids)
Biological process (GO): NAD+ metabolic process; NADP+ biosynthetic process
Molecular function (GO): NAD+ kinase activity
Source: RefSeq, a predicted model, not a curated record